UACAUCCCACUCGGUUUUAGAAGCAGCCUUACUCUCUUUCAUCUCUCUAUGCCUUUCCUUUCCUCUUCCACUCCGCCUCCCUCAGAUUGUUUCUCCCCUUUGACCCUUUCUCUCUCUACCUUCUCCAGACAAAUCGUGGAGGCUCUCGAGCUCCAUCAUUGCCAGAAUCUCCUAGCAGAAACCCUCUGCACGCGGUGGAGGAAGGUUUGGGAAGAUCGGGUCUGGUAGGGAGGGAUCAGGGGAGGGGGUGGGUCGGUUUUUUGGAAGAUCGGUGGAUGUAGAGCCUGAAUCGGGAAUCGCGUUGGGAUCCGAGUCUGAUAGGGAGGGAUCAUGGGAGGGAGGUGCGUCGGGUUAGGAGGUGUUUGUGAGAGAAGAGCAGGUGCGAGUCAGAGAGGGAGUGAGCAGUCGAGGUCCUCGUCAAUAUUUCGUAGCCGUCGUGGAAGCCUUCGAAUUCGGAGUCAGCCGCACCUCCGGUCGUAGGAAGUGGAACCUUCUUCAGCUAAUUAAUUAAGUGAGCAACAUGCAAUUAGCAAAGGAAGCCAGGAUCGAAGUAGCCAGAGAGAUAAGUGAUGCAAUCUGUGGAUGUGGACGGCCAUGGAUUUAGUUCAGGAUCAUUGCUUGGUAUAUAUUGUAAGGACUUACUCAGGAGGAGUAAGGACCACGUUGUUAUUAGACAGCCCGUCGCAUAUCUUUUUGCUAAAUUGUGAUGUUUGCUGCAAUUUUCUACUUAAGACAUGCUUGAUGCUCAUAAAGGAUAUAAGGUGAUGGGUACAAUGUUAGUAAUAAAGGUUCAUCUGUAAGUUUCUGCUGAAUCUUCGAACCAGUUUUGGCAGUUGGUUGUUGAUCCUGCCACCAAAGAACUAUUGCAUUAUACUGAGAAGCCGGAGACUUUUGUGAGUGAUUUGAUCAAUUGUGGUCUAUAUGUAUGUACUCCCACAUAUAUUACUGCCAUUCAAGGAGUCUCCAGUCAUCAAGAAGUGUGCAAUGGCAGUUUUUCUUCUAGUGUGAGAGAGACACAAACAGAUGGAUGAUAUUGAAGCUAAUAUCCCCCCUCAUCGAGAAAAGAGACACAAACAGAUGGAUGGUAUUGAAGCUAAUAUCCCCCCUCGUCGAGAAAAGAGACACAAACAGAUGGAUGGUAUUGAAGCUAAUAUCCCCCCUCGUCGAGAAAAGUAUGAUGUGUUUAUCAAUUUCAGAGGUGAGGACACCCGCCUUGGUAUUACCAGCCAUCUUCAUGCUGCCUUACUUCAGAAAAAAAUUGAAACCUACAUAGAUUACAGACUUCAGAAAGGAGAAGAAAUCGGACCUGCCCUUCGAGAGGCAAUCGAGAAAUCCACGCAUUCGGUGAUCAUUUUCUCAAAAGACUAUGCUUCUUCCACAUGGUGUUUGGAUGAGCUUGUGCAUAUACUCGAAUGCAAGGAAAGAUAUGGCCAGAAGGUUAUACCCAUAUUCUACAAAAUCAAACCAUCUUAUGUACGAAAACAACACGGGAGUUAUGCGGGUGCAUUUGCUCAACUUGAAAAACGUUUCAAGGACAGUAUUGAUAAGGUGCACAAGUGGAGGGCUGCUUUGAAGACUGCAGCCGAUCUGUCUGGGUUUGAUUAUUCAAACAAAGACGGGACGGAGGCAGAUCUAAUUAAGAAUGUCGUCGAUCAUAUUUGGACAAAUUUGAAAUGUGAAUCAUCAUGUGAUUUAGAGGAGGGCUUGGUUGGAAUUGAAAGCCACAUCGAGCAAAUUGAAUCGCUACUGGGCAUUCAUUCACAGGACGCUUGCAUCACUGUAGGUAUUUGGGGCAUGGGUGGUAUUGGCAAGACCACCCUUGCUGAAACUAUAUUUCACCGACUCUCUUCUAAAUUCGAAGCUUCUUGUUUUCUUAAAAAUGUCAGGGAGAAAUCAGAACCACCAGAUGGACUAGAUCGCUUGCAAAAUAAACUUCUGAGUGAGAUAUUAGGGGAAGAAGGUCUAUCCAUAGGAUCAAUUGGUGUUCAAAAUAGGCUCAGUCGCACAAAGCUCCUCAUUGUUCUUGAUGAUGUGAGUAGUCCAAUACAAAUGCAGCUUUUAGCUGGUGAUCGUCUUAGGUAUGGCAAUGGAGGUAGAAUCAUUAUCACAAGUAGAGAUAGGGACACACUUAGACAAACUGUUAAAGAGGAUAAUAUCUAUGAGGUUAAGGUAUUAAAACCAAAUGACGCUUUUCAGCUCUUCUGUUUGCAUGCUUUCAAGGAUAACACUACUCGUAGAACAGCUUAUGAGGAGUUGGUGAAAAAGACCGUGGAUUAUGCCAGACGCGUUCCUUUAGCUCUUACAGUUCUGGGGUCCUUGUUCUUCAAUUGCAAGAGCAAAGAAGACUGGGAAGAUGAAUUCAACAAAUUGAAACAAUCUCCCAGUGAAGAUAUCCAGAAAGUGUUGAGAAUAAGUUAUGAUAGAUUGGGAAAAUAUGAGAAGGAGAUAUUUCUGGAUAUAGCAUGUUUUCAUAAGGGGAAGAAAGUGAAUGAGGUAAAGCGAAUGUUAGAUGUUCGUGGAUUCUUUCCAACAUCUGGAAUUAGAAUUCUCAUUGAUAGGUCUCUCAUAUCAAUUUAUUCAGAUAAAUGGAAAGGGGAAAUCAUAGAGAUGCACGAUUCGCUACAAGAAAUGGGAAUGACAAUUGUUCGGGAACAAUGUAUUAAAGAUCCCAAUAAGCGGAAUAGGUUGUUCACGAAUGAGGAUGUCCAUCAUGUACUGAAGAGUAAUACGGAAACUCCAAUUGUUGAAGCCAUUGAACUUAGUACGUAUGAGAGUGAAAAGCAACCAUUGAACUUCAAACUGAUGUCAAACCUAAUAACGCUUAUUGGGCAUACUUUUGGAUUAUUAGACAACAAAUCCGCUGCUUCUCUAGACCUUCCCAAUUCUCUUCGUUACCUUUACUGGUUGGGAUAUUCACUGGAAUCUUUGCCGUCAAAAUUUUCCCCGGAAAAUCUAGUUGAGCUUCAUAUGCCAUGGAGCCGAGUUAAGAAGCUUUGGCAAGAAGACCAGAGACUUGUGAACUUACAAGUGAUCGAUCUGUUUCACUCUAUGUAUCUAACUGAAGUUCCAAAUCUCUCUGGGAGUCUAAAAAUUGUGACCAUAAAUCUCUCUGGCUGUGAAAGUUUGGUUGAAAUUCCUGGGUAUUUUCAAGAUCUUGACGAGCUUACUCAUCUUGAUCUUCAAGGCUGCAGAAGUCUCAAGUAUCUUCCAGAGAUGCCAAGAAAUAUUGAAUACUUGGAUUUAUCUGAGAGUGGUAUAAAGCAGUUGCCCCAAUCAGUUUGGUCUCACGAAAAAAUUUCUUACUUGGGUACAAGUUCAUGCAGAUACCUUGAGAAACUUCCAAGCAACAGGUGUAAGUUGAAAGUUUAUGGUUCAUUUUAUAUAAAUUCCUGCACAUCUCUUGGCGAGUUUUCUGAGCUUCCCAGGGAUAUAAAUGAAUUAUCAUUGGUUAGUUGCACGAGACUUGUGAGUCUACCAACCAACGUUUGUAAGUUGAAAUAUCUCGAGGGACUCAAUCUUUCCAGAUGCUUUAAACUUGAAAACUUCCCAAAGAUCUUGGAGCCAAUGGAACAUUUGAAGUCCUUAAAUUUAAGUGGAACAGCGGUUCAAGAGCUACACUCAUUAAUCGAGUUUCUCCCUGCUCUCAAAAGACUUAUACUAAAACGUUGCAAAAGGCUUUCAAGUGUCCCAAAGAGCAUUUGUAUGUUGAAAUAUCUUGAGGUACUCAAUCUCUCCGGCUGCUGUAAAUUUGAAGACUUCCCAGAGAUCUUGGAGCCAAUGGAAUAUUUGAAGUACUUAAAUUUAAGAGAAACAGCGGUUCAAGAGCUACACUCAUUACUUGAGUUUCUCCCUGCUCUCAAAAUACUUAACCUAGAACGUUGCAAAAGGCUUUCAAGUAUCCCAAAGAGCAUUUGUAAGUUGAAAUAUCUCGAGGAACUCAACCUCUCUUGGUGCUCCAUACUUGAAAACUUCCCUGAGAUUUUGGAGCCAAUGGAACAUUUGAAGUCUUUAAAUUUAAGUGGAACAGCGGUUCAAGUGCUACACUCAUCUGUCGAGUUUCUCCCUGCGCUCAAAAUACUUAAAUUACGAUUUUGCAGAAGCCUUUCAAAUAUCCCAAAGAGCAUUUGUAAGUUGAAAUAUCUCGAGGAACUCGAUCUCUCUUGGUGCUCCAAACUUGAAAACUUCCCAGAGAUCUUGGAGCCAAUGGAAGAUUUGCGGUGCUUAAAAUUAUGUGGAACAGUGGUUCAAGAGCUUCACUUAUCAGGCAAGUUUCUCCCUGCGCUCCAAUGGAAUUCACUGUUCUCCGAGGCAAUGGAAGAUUUUAUGGAAUUAAAAAGCCGUUUUGAAAACCACUGACAGAUGUAAACAAGAUCAUAAAUUUAAGGGUAGGGGAACUUAUAGCUUCCAAAAGUUAUGUUCGUGGUCAUACUAUAUAGGCGCAGAACUGUAACCAUGGACAGUGUUCACGCCUGCACUAUCAGCUCGAAAUGUCAUAUGCAACGACGACAUGUUCUCUUUCAAGAUAAUGUGGCAUGAUGGAUGGGUAGUCAUUCUAUCAAUCAAGAUUGCACAUUCACAUAUGACUCAAUUUAAUUGUAUUUAUGGAUGUUUGUAUGUCAAUUGGCCAGCAAAAAAUUACUCCCAAUUACAAAUAAAAUUUUAUAUCUACAAAA
Pyrus x bretschneideri (Chinese white pear) is the source of this 4673-nucleotide messenger RNA. Its product is annotated as disease resistance protein RPV1-like. The transcript has 9 exons. Bases 1024 to 4356 code for a protein of 1110 amino acids. Gene Ontology annotation, molecular function: ADP binding; protein binding. Lineage: Eukaryota; Viridiplantae; Streptophyta; Magnoliopsida; Rosales; Rosaceae. Gene Ontology annotation, biological process: defense response; signal transduction. The record is from RefSeq and is a predicted model, not a curated record.